AUGAUCUCUCUAAACUCUCUAUCAUAUUUUCUCAUUGCCUUUGUAGGCUUGCGUGCAACUGUCGCGGCGCCAUCAGUUGGUAAACACUACCCCGAUGUCAUUCCCGGACCUGGUCUGCCAUCUCUUGAGGACCUCAAUUUGACAUCCGCGGAACUGUACACCAUGCCGUUAUCUCAGCUACCCAACGACGAGAUGAGUGUCAUGCUCACACCAGGCUGUGGACCUGGCAACGCUUAUACGAACGUCACUGGGCUUAUUGCAUGCUUCAACUACCUAAACUCAUUGGGUGGAACACGAUGCGUUGUAGGGGCAAGUGGCAAGACCGAGUUCUGUCACGCCGACAGUUCGCGCGCGCUUGGAGAGAGCGUGACUGGAAGAAGUGAAUCGAGUGCUUGUUCCGAUGUUGCCUUUGGCUUGCUUUGGGUUAUUGAUCAUUGCACAAGACCUGAUCAGUCAUGCGCAGGUUUUCAAGCCCCUAGAGGUAAUGGAAAUAUCAACGUAACGGGGGUUCGGAGAUAA
Molecule: messenger RNA, 519 nt
Organism: Aaosphaeria arxii CBS 175.79
Lineage: Eukaryota; Fungi; Ascomycota; Dothideomycetes; Pleosporales
Exons: 4
Coding region: 1-519 (172 amino acids)
Source: RefSeq, a predicted model, not a curated record